This is a messenger RNA of Mesocestoides corti, 1371 nucleotides long. The record is from the annotation of a GenBank genome assembly. NCBI's taxonomy places the organism in Eukaryota, Metazoa, Platyhelminthes, Cestoda, Cyclophyllidea, Mesocestoididae.
AUGUGUUGUGACAUUUCAUACAUUCAAGUGUGUGAGGAUGAUGGUGCUCCUGUGGAACUACCGUUAGAGGAAGAUAAGACUCUUCUUCUUAGCACACUCACUGCACAAUUUCCACGAGCAACGGGACUUAAAUAUCAGUCUGAAACUGGAUGUAUGCGGGGCGUAAGAUUGUCUGAUGGUCGCAUAUAUCCACCUCCAGAUGGAUGGCUUAAUCGAAUAUACAAAAUUGUUGUUGCUUAUACCAAAAGAAAAGGUGAAGACGAGGAAAAUGAUAAAUUUGUCAAAACAAAACGCCUCGACGGAAAAAAGUGCACAGACCUCAUUGUCCUCAAUCUCCCGUGGCGGGUUGAAGAGUCUACCCUCAAAACUUACUUUUCUCGGUUUGGAGAUGUGGUAAUGGCUCAAGUUAAACGCGACCCGAACACAAACCAGAGCCGUGGCUACGGCUUCAUCCGUUUCCGUGACUACGACGCCCAGGUGAUGUGUCUGGCCGAACGCCACUUUAUCGAGUCCAGAUGGUGCGAUGUCCGGAUACCCAUUUCGAAGGUCGAAGGUGACCGCCAGGAGGUCAAUCGGAAGCUCCACAUUGGACAGCUCACCGAGGACAUCACUUCGGACAUGCUGCGCGAUCACUUCUCGCAGUUCGGACAGGUGAGUUCUCUCCUCCUCCUCCUCCUUUGUCUGGUGUUGUUGUUGUUGUUGCUUUUUUGGCCAGAAAGAAACGUCGAUUGGCGUAAAAUUACGGACGUAUUUGUGCCACGACCCUUCCGCUCCUUCGCCUUCAUAACCUUCGAUGAUCCCGACGUGGCGGCGUCGUUGUUGGGCCAGGAGCAGGUGAUCAACGGCCACACCCUGACGGUGGGCUCGGCGGUGCCGAAAAUGCCCGUCUUCGUGCACCAGGGCCAGCAGCACGGCCACGCCGGAGGUGGUGGUGGUGGCCAUGGCAACAUGAUGCACAGCAUGUACCACGCCGCCGCUGCUGCCGCGGCCCACGGUGGUCCCCAGGGCCUCCCCUGGUCAGCCUGGCAACAACCGUUUGGUGCGUAUGGCGCGUAUGGAGACGAGGGCAGCGGACCACAGAACCCGCGCAGUCGAUACAACGGUCCCUCAUUGGUUCCGGGCAUGAGUCCCUCAGCCAUGUCCACAGCGGCCGCUCUCGCCUCGCAGUACACACGUGCUCACCAGAGCCACGGCGGUGGCUACAUCCGACAGCGAUCGAACGGCCAGAGCUGCAGCAGCUACCAAGGUGGCGAUAACCCCACCCUCGCGACCCUCAAUAUUCUCACUCACCCCUCGGUUGUGGCGGCAAUCGUGAACGCGGCCAAGGGCGAGGGUGUCUCCAACGGCCAGAGCAGCACCCGCGACGCAUAA